AUGAUCCAGAUGAUGAAGAACCAGACAGACUGUGGGAUCGGUACAGAGGUGAGGCCCAGCAUCUCCAUUGAUGACUGGUCCAUUGGAAUGGUGGUCUGGACACGCAAGGGACCCAACCUUGGCACCUCUAGCACAAAAAUUAUCUGGCUACACCUGCAAACAACGGUUGCUAGGCAAGGCAGAAAGCCGGCUCCCCCUCCUGGCAAGGCUCCUCCACGAAGGCCCCCUAGACAAGCUUUUGGAGACCAACCUCCAAGGCUUGAGCAUCACCUGCCUGGACUAGUCGGAGGCAUCACACACCCUUACAGCUCAAAGGCUGAACCUUCACUCAAAGAACCUAUAAAACUUGGCCAAAUAUUUGACAGAAGAUUGAGCCCAGCUCCAGCUCCAUUCCACCUUCCAUGGAAGAACAAUAGAAUAUUUCCGAUUGCAGUUCCUGAGAAGAAAGGAGGAGGUACUGAUGACCCCAAAGCAAUCACAAUGCAACAUUCAAACAGUGUCGACAAUGGCAUGGUCAUUGAUGGCAACUAUUUCCAGACUAAAGAAGCCAUUCCUUCAGCAAAGACUAGACUUGGCAAAGUUUUGAGUCAGAUGAACAUCUUUAAAACACUGCAGACUCAGAAGAACUCUCUGAGCAGCAUUAGCGGGAGUUUAGAUCAUAGGAGUAAUGGAAGCAUCCCAACCUCUUGGUCACUCAGCGAGUCAGAAAGGAAAUCACAGAGAAUCCCUGGUGAUAGUGUGGAAAGUGAGCAAGAAAGAGGUAGGAGCAGGAAAGACAUCAUUCAACAGUCUUACACUGAAAGUACCAUGUCAUUCACACCUUACCAUCCACACAGACUCCAAGAAGGAGCACAUAUGAGUAGUUUAGACUCUGAUGAUGAUCAAGACCAGAGUCCUCUUGAUUCAGACAGGGAGAGCCAAACAAAAACUCAGCUAGAUGACACUGAAAUAGAGUCAAAGACAGAAUCAGAUUCAGACCAAGACACAGAGACUGAAAAAGAAACAGAGACAGAGCAAGAGUCAGACACUGAGAGAACAUCGGAGACGGAGAACGAGUUAAGCUCAGAGGAAGAUAGCAGUGGAAAAGAAAAUGUCAAAUCGGAGGACAGAGGAACAGUAUCAUCUGUCAGAUCUUCUCGGCCCAGACACAGCAGCAUAACAUCCCAGAAAUCAGUAAACUCUACCUACGAGAGAAAGAGCAGCAGAUCAUCUUCAGAACCUGCAACUACAUCCACACACAUGAAAACAUUAGAAGAGACCAUCCUGAAGGAGGAUGAGGAUGAUAAGGAAGACAGAGGGCAGAUUGAAGAAGGCCAAAGUAAGGAUCCAAGGUCAUCUAGGUCUAAAAGCAGUAAUUAUCUGGAGAGAAGACAUGAUUCAAACUUCCACAGCAUGAGCAGAUUCUCUAUGAUAAGCAGUAGUGUAGCAAAGGCUUUAGAGAUUGACAAACUCUCACCUAUAGAUGAGAAUGAAGAAGGAGAAAUGACACCAAAAAGAGGUGGUAGUUCGAGUUCUUCAGAUGGAGCAAGAAACCUUAAAGUAAACGGGGAGGAUGAGGAGUCUAAUUCAAACACAACGAAGACUGUUGGAGACUCCUGAAUUAUAUUCUGAUAUAUUCAGUAAGACUGGCCAUUGCCUUUAUUUCUUGGGUUGAUCUUUUUAUUGGCAUUCUGAAUGCCUUCGUCUGGUUGGAGUUCUUCUGGUUGUUUUCCUCUCGCUGAGCACAGCUUGGCAUUUCUCCUUAACCUUU
Messenger RNA from Cyprinus carpio (common carp), 1750 nucleotides. It is a transcript of the gene pcdh15b, whose product is annotated as clumping factor A-like. NCBI's taxonomy places the organism in Eukaryota, Metazoa, Chordata, Actinopteri, Cypriniformes, Cyprinidae. The record is from RefSeq and is a predicted model, not a curated record. Gene Ontology annotation, biological process: inner ear development; sensory perception of sound; homophilic cell-cell adhesion. The coding region runs from base 1 to 1599 and encodes 532 amino acids. Gene Ontology annotation, molecular function: calcium ion binding. The transcript is spliced from 3 exons. Gene Ontology annotation, cellular component: stereocilium; plasma membrane.